AUGGAGGCCAGUGCAGCGCCCAUGGCCAGACGCCUGAUGCCUGAAGACACCUUCACUGAGAACUUCAACAAUGUGGUUUGGCAGAAGGCGACCUAUCUGUGCUAUGAGGUGGAGCUCCCGGAUGGCGACUACAGGGUCCCGCCAGGCCAGGACAAGGACUUCCUGCACAACCAGGGUGGUCACAUGGCCGGGCCACCCCGCCACGCAGAGAUGCGCUUCCUGGACCUGAUCUCUUCUUGGAACCUGGACCAGGAUCUGUGCUACAGGGUCACCUGUUUCAUCUCCUGGAGCCCCUGUGCUGUGUGUGCUCAGAGACUGGCUGAGUUCCUGCGGGAGAACAGCCACGUGAGCCUGCGCAUCUUCGCUUCCCGCAUCUACACCAAGGGAGAGAAUGGAGACUACAGGGAGGGACUGCGCACCCUGCAGGAGGCUGGGGCCCAAAUCGCCAUCAUGACCUCAAAAGAGUUUGAGCACUGCUGGAAGACCUUCGUGGACAACCAGGGAAGGACCUUCCAGGCCUGGGAUGAGCUGGAUGCUGAGAGUCGCUACUGGUCCAUGGAGCUGCAGCGCAUUCUACAGCCGACUGCUCCUCCCUCCCUGCCUCCCCUCUACUUUCCUCCCUCCCAUCCUGUCCCUGGCCCUUCCUUUCACUCACUCAGAGGCUCCUCUGGGUGA
Equus caballus (horse) is the source of this 675-nucleotide messenger RNA. RefSeq names its product apolipoprotein B mRNA-editing enzyme-catalytic polypeptide-like 3Z1b (gene APOBEC3Z1B). Gene Ontology annotation, cellular component: cytoplasm; nucleus; P-body. Gene Ontology annotation, molecular function: cytidine deaminase activity; zinc ion binding; RNA binding. The record is from RefSeq and is marked validated. Gene Ontology annotation, biological process: DNA cytosine deamination; negative regulation of single stranded viral RNA replication via double stranded DNA intermediate; cytidine to uridine editing. NCBI's taxonomy places the organism in Eukaryota, Metazoa, Chordata, Mammalia, Perissodactyla, Equidae.